Trichosporon asahii var. asahii CBS 2479 is the source of this 2388-nucleotide messenger RNA. RefSeq names its product damaged DNA binding protein. Gene Ontology annotation, molecular function: damaged DNA binding; double-stranded DNA binding; telomeric repeat DNA binding. Gene Ontology annotation, biological process: cellular response to X-ray; cellular response to gamma radiation; DNA recombination. The coding region runs from base 1 to 2388 and encodes 795 amino acids. The record is from RefSeq and is a predicted model, not a curated record. NCBI's taxonomy places the organism in Eukaryota, Fungi, Basidiomycota, Tremellomycetes, Trichosporonales, Trichosporonaceae. The transcript has 7 exons. Gene Ontology annotation, cellular component: nucleus; Ku70:Ku80 complex.
AUGGCCGGACGAGGAGGUUACUGCGUUGUGGCCUACUGUGUUGAUGUGUCGCCAUCGAUGGGCGAGGCUAUGGCCGACCCCGAUGGCACUGGUAUAAAGCGACCUAAACUCGCAUGGGUAAAGGAGUAUGUUGCCCGCGAGUUUGAGCCCAAGAGUGGACGAAAGACAGACUGCAUCGGACUCGUCACAUUCGGCGGCAACGCUCCGUAUCAGAACGUCAGCGUUGAUGUCGCUAUCCAAACCGCGAAGCCGGCUGCACUUGAGACGCUUAUGAACACUGAGCAAGGCGAUGCGGAAGGAAAUCCGAUCCUGUGCGCCCUGGAUGCUAUCCAGAUGCAUAAGCACACCAAGAUGUGGACGUUGGAAAUCGUGCUCAUCACCGAUGGAGAAUCUGGCUUCGACCAGGGCGAAUAUGAGGAAGCAAUGGAGACCCUCGACAGACUCGGCGUCAAGCUCACUGUCUUAGGAGUGGGCUUCGAUGACCCGGAAGACAACGUGGACAAGUCCAAGCCAAAGCCGAAACGUCUUAGUGAGAAGUUUUGGCGAGUGUUCAUCCGGAACCUAGAGGAGCAGAUCUCCAAGUCCAGCACGGAGGAGCAGUUCCGCCCAGAGCUCAAAGUGUUCGAACCACAGCUCUCGCAGAUCCGCAUGCCCCGGCCAGAUGUUGUCAAUGGAACGCAGGUUGGCACGUGCCUGUACAUAGGUGCUGAGCCGAUUGAUGCUGAACAAGCUAUUUGCAUCCCCCUCAAGUACACGAAGGCGACAGCCAAAGCCCGCCCGCCCACCUUGAGCAAGGCUUGGAAGACGGCUGUGGAUCUGCAGCAGCCUGCGGGGACGAUUCCUACACACAGCGAGGCCAGCCAACUGCUCAACACACUGCAAUCCCAGAGCCAAUCCCAAGGAGGACAGGCGAACAACCUCGCAGCCCUGGUUUCCGCAGAGGUCAAGCAGCAUAGCACGUACUUCCUCAAGAAGCCCGAACCGAUCAAGGAGAGCGGAGCAGGAGAGGCCGAAGGUGAUGAUCUACCAACGAUCGAGGAGGAUGAGGGGGAGCGUGAAUACAUUCCGAAGGAGGAGCUCGUCAAGGCCUGGAGAUACGGAUCGUCGUGGAUUCCCGUGGAGGACGAUACUUUCGAACCGUUGAAGACGCAGAAGGGAGUUGAGGUCCUAGGCUUCAUCCCGCAGAAGAACUACAUGUUGAUCGGCGAGGUCCGUUACCUGUGGCCCGACCUUAAGUCGUCCAAGGCGCAAAUUCAGUUCUCAUCCUUCGUGUCCGCCCUCGUCACUACCGGGAUGGUCGCCAUCACACGAUGGGUCACCAAAGACGGUUCACCGCCAGAAAUCGGCGUGUGCAUCCCCAAGCAGGAGUUUGGAGACGAAAAACGUCUCGAUCUCAUGUAUUGGAUCCGCCUUCCUUUCGCCGACGACGACCACCGGUUCUUCUUCCCAAGCUUGACAAACUAUAAGAGUGUGUCGGGCAAUGAGAUCACCGAGCACCCGUACAUCCCAACCCAGGAGCAAAGCGACUUGAUGGACGAGCUCGUCAAAGGUCUGGAUCUGGAUAGCGUUACGCCCGAGGGUGCGACGCAGCAGGACGAUGAGGACGAAGAUGAGGAUGGGGAACCAAUACUGCAUUCGCCGUGGUAUGACCCAGCGUUUUCCUACAACCCCGCCAUCCACCGCACCAAGCAGGCUAUCUUGCAUGCCUCGCUUACCGCCGACACGAAGGCUGACCCCCUUGGUCCGCCGCAUCCAGAGCUCACCAAGUACUUCUACACACCGGAGAAGCUGGUGGAGCAGACUGAGAAGAUAACCGAGCGUCUCAAGGACGCCCUGGACAUCAAGAAGGUCACCCGCGUUCAGCGCAAGAAGCGCCAGAUUGACAUUGACGAGCUAUUCGACAACCCUGGCCCCGGAAAGACGGAGACUGUGUCGCCUGCCAAGCCCAAGGUUGCCGCCGACGUCGACAAGAAGCCAGACUUCGCAGAUGAUCCAGACUUCAUCCUGCCCCCAUCAGCAGACGCUAAGCCGAAACCUGGCCGUCUCAUCAGCAACCUUCGGCCGCUGGAGGACUUCAAGCGUGUUACGGCAUCGGGCGACGUGUUCAAGAAGGCGAUUCAGGACAUGGGUGUGGUCGUGGAGGAGAACGUGGCGACGUCGUUCUCAAAGCAGGCCUUCCCCGACGCAAUCGCAUGUCUCGAAGAAGCCCGCUCCACCGCGCUCAUGUACGAAGAAACUGAGACGAUUGUGAAGAACCUGGAGAAGGCGGUCACGGACCCGAGCUUUAAGCACAAGGACUUCUGGAAGACGUUCAAGGCUGCAGGGAAGAAGGUCGCGCCGAUCAGCGAAGAGGAGGCUGCAGCGGCGCUGGAGGAGGAGUACGACUAG